Molecule: messenger RNA, 2359 nt
Organism: Punica granatum (pomegranate)
Lineage: Eukaryota; Viridiplantae; Streptophyta; Magnoliopsida; Myrtales; Lythraceae
Source: RefSeq, a predicted model, not a curated record
CUUCGAUCCUCCCUUCUCUCUCCAUCCAUAACACUCUCUUUCUCUCUCUGUGUCUCGCCAUUACUGCUCGCAGAGCUCCCACUCCCACUCCCACUCCCACUCCCACUCCCACUCAGUCAGUGUCUUUGGCUCGUGACUGGCUCGGAGGUAGAAGACAACGAAGAAGACGACUUCAUUAUUCAAUGCUUCUUACUCGAUUCUCGAGAAAUUCCAACUCACGUGCCGUCUCUCUCUCUCUCCCCCAGCAGCGUUCUGCUUGUGAUCGAUGUGCGGAUUCUUCUCCUGCACGGACGGCGGGCUGUUGAGGUAGAUCUCGAGGAGGGAGGGAUUGCGGAUGGAGUUGGAGCUGCAGACCGCGGGAGCGAUCGGAGGAGUAGGAGUAGGAGGCAGAACAAGAAGAUGAAGUUCUACAUAUCGGCUUCGGGGAUCAGGAGAGUGACGAUAUCGAACUCCGGCGCGGGGAAGGGAUCGGCGGCCACGGUGGCUCCCGCGCGCCGCCUCACCAGUCGGACUCUGCUGCCGGUGGUGCUCGUGCUCGGGAUCGUGCUCCCCUUCCUCUUCGUCAGAGUCGCGUUCCUGGUGCUCGAGUCCGCCGCCGCCUGCUCGUCCUCAACCGAUUGCAUUGGCGGGUGGAGGUUUUUCAGCGGGAAUGACGCCAACAUGCUCAGAGAAGAACUGACUCGGGCACUGUUGGAGGCCGAGGUAAAGAGCACGAACACUGUGCAAGGAAUGGACGGCUCUUUGGAGUCUUUUGACGAGCUGGUGAAGGAGUUGAUGUCACAUAGGCAAGAUAUCAAGGCAUUUGCAUUCAAAACCAAAGCCAUGUUAUCAACAAUGGAGCGGAAGGUCCACUCAGCAAGACAGCGGGAGUCAAUGUAUUGGCAUUUAGCCUCUCACGGUCUUCCGAAAAGCUUGCAUUGCCUUUGCCUAAAGCUGGCUGAGGAGUAUGCCAUGAAUGCAGCAGCCCGAUCCCGUUUACCUUCCCCCCGUUUCGUUUCCCGCCUCUCUGACCCUUCCUUGCAUCACCUUGUUCUGUUGACUGAUAAUGUCCUUGCUGCAUCAGUAGUCAUCUCUUCUACCAUUAAAAGCUCGGCUGAUCCCGAAAAGUUAGUCUUUCACAUUGUCACCGACAAGAAAACCUAUACUCCGAUGCACGCCUGGUUUGCUGUUAAUCCUGUCGAGUCUGCAGUUGUGGAAGUUAAGGGCCUGCACCAAUAUGAUUGGUCUCGAGAAGUCAACGUUGGAGUAAAGGAUAUGAUAGAUAUCAAUCAGUUAAUCUGGAAGCAUUACUAUGACAAUCUGAAGGAAGAAGACUUGGAGGAAGCAUCACAACAAAGCCUCGAGGCUCUAAGUCCCAGCAACCUUUCGGUCCUGAAUUAUCUCUGUAUUUACAUUCCCGAGCUGUUUCCAGAUCUAAACAAGGUAGUAUUCUUGGACGAUGAUGUUGUUGUUCAACACGACUUAUCUCCAUUGUGGGGAUUAGAUCUCAACGGCAAGGUGGUUGGUGCAGUUGUUAAUUCGUGGUGUGGAGAUGACUGCUGCCCUGGAAGAAAGUACAAUGACUACAUAAACUUUUCCCAUCCAAUCAUCUCAUCGAACUUUGCCUCUGAGGCUGAUCGAUGUGCUUGGCUCUAUGGAAUGAAUAUAUUCGAUCUUGAAGCAUGGAGGAGGAAUAACAUCACGAAGGUGUACCAGCAGUGGUUGAAACUUAGCCUUGAUUCGGGAUUGGGAUUGUGGAAACCUGGAGUUCUUUCACCGGCUCUAAUCGCGUUCAAGGGUCAUGUGCAUUCCGUCGACCCCUUAUGGCAUUUUGAUGGACUAGGCCAUCGAUUCUCUGAGGCCCAUGAGGCAGCAUUAGAAGCUGCAGCAGUCAUACACUUCAGUGGGCCCGCAAAGCCGUGGCUUGAGAUAGGGUCACAGGAGGUACGAAGCUUAUGGUACAAACACGUUAACUUCUCAAAUCGCUUUGUUAGGAGGUGUAGGAUUAUGAGAUAAGGAGGACAGAAUUCCUCUUAUCAGGUUCGAAUUGAAGUCUGCGGAUUUGGGUGUGGGACCAGAGGGAAGAAGGUCCUGCCUUCAGCCUCUGCUUCCCCACGUCAUGGCCGCGAAAGCGACAUUGUAAUUGUGGCUUUUUCCAUACGAUAUGAUAGAGAGAUAUUAAAGAUGAAGCGUCCAACCAAGAUUAGUACAAAUAUAGCAGAUCUUCAUCCUUCAGUGUAUAUGUUACAGCACCUACGGAUUAGGCAAUACUUUUUGACAAUACUGUAAAUUAAUUUGCUUCGUCAAUGUAUUCAAACUCAGGAUUUUAUCAUAGAUUUAAUCUCAAUAAAUAUGAUGAUGAUGAAGAUUAUGACAUGAA